This is a messenger RNA of Sinocyclocheilus anshuiensis, 628 nucleotides long. Its product is annotated as lipocalin-like. Gene Ontology annotation, molecular function: small molecule binding. The annotation marks the transcript as partial. The record is from RefSeq and is a predicted model, not a curated record. The transcript is spliced from 5 exons. Lineage: Eukaryota; Metazoa; Chordata; Actinopteri; Cypriniformes; Cyprinidae.
ACACAGGUGGCUGGGAAAUGGUACCUGAUUGGGUUUGCCACCAAUGCCGAGUGGUUUGUCACCCGCAAGGCGAACAUGAAGAUGGGCAUCGCCAUGCUGACACCGACUGAUGAAGGAGAUCUGGAGAUGGCAUAUUCCAGUCUCCGUCCUGAUGGCUCGUGCUGGAGGAUGAACCAUCUGGCUCAAAAGAAGGAUAUUCCAGGGAAAUUCAGCUUCCACAGUGAACGCUGGGAGACUGAGAAUGACAUGCGUGUUGCUGAUGUGAAGUAUGAUGAAUAUGCUUUGAUUCACACCAUCAAGACCAAAGCUGACUCCACCACGCUUCUCAACAAACUCUAUGGCUGAACCCCAGACCUGAGCCAGGACGUCCUGGACAAGUUCACUGAGUUUUCUCUGGAGCAAGGCAUUCUGCCUGAGAACAUCGCCAUCCUGCCUAAAAAUGACAAGUGCCCUUGAUGUGCUGAUGUGAAGCUCUCUGAAUCCUGACUGAUUUAUGACUGUAGUUAAUCAUUUAAAGUGCCUCUGUUUUACACUCUCAGUAUCAGUCCUUUUACCUUCUUAAAGUUCUUUCCAUCAUUUCUUCUUAUUUCUUCAUGAGAUUGGACCAAUAAAAUCUUUUGUGAAUCUC